This is a messenger RNA of Ascochyta rabiei, 1413 nucleotides long. RefSeq names its product RNA helicase. Gene Ontology annotation, biological process: poly(A)+ mRNA export from nucleus. Lineage: Eukaryota; Fungi; Ascomycota; Dothideomycetes; Pleosporales; Didymellaceae. The record is from RefSeq and is a predicted model, not a curated record. Gene Ontology annotation, cellular component: nucleus; cytoplasmic stress granule. Bases 1 to 1413 code for a protein of 470 amino acids. The transcript has 4 exons. Gene Ontology annotation, molecular function: RNA binding; RNA helicase activity; ATP binding.
AUGUCAUCCACCGAGGAGCCGACCGCACCGCCCCCAGCUGAGGAGGAAUCGGUCGCGCAGGCUCAAGUCGACGGUAGCGGACCUCCAGGAAACGGCUCUAAGAUGGUCGAGACCGAGUUCAACGUCGAGGUGAAGCUUGCAGACAUGCAGGCGGACCCAAACAACCCUCUGUUCUCUGCACAGACGUUUGAGGAGCUCAAGCUUUCGGAGGACCUUCUUCAGGGCAUUCGCUCUAUGAACUUCCGCACGCCAUCGAAGAUCCAAGAGAAAGCUCUGCCCUUGCUGCUCAUGGACCCCCCUACGAACAUGAUUGCGCAGUCACAGUCCGGAACCGGCAAGACCGCUGCUUUCUCGCUGAACUGUUUGUCGCGUGUCGACCUCUCACAGCUGAAGCCCCAGGCGCUGGUACUUGCGCCUAGCCGAGAGCUUGCACGCCAGAUUCUGGGCGUCAUCACACACAUGGGCCAGUUCAUGGAGGGUCUGAAGACAAUGGCAGCCAUUCCGGACCCAUCCAGGAGGGGCCUGAAGUACGAGGCGCACAUUCUCGUUGGCACACCAGGAACCGUCACGGACAUGCUGAAGAGACGCUUGAUUGACCAUACAGGCAUCAAAAUCCUGGUGCUGGACGAGGCCGACAACAUGCUGGACCAACAGGGCCUGGGCGAGCAGUGCACUCGUGUCAAGACAAUGCUCCCGAAGGACUGCCAGACUGUGCUCUUCUCCGCCACCUUCCCCCCGAACGUCAUCUCAUACGCCAACCGCUUCGCGCCAAAGGCCAACGUGCUGACCCUGGCACACGAGGAUUUGACAAUCGAGGGCAUCAAGCAGCUGUACAUCGACAUCGACAAGGACAACGACAAGUUCGCGACGCUGUUGAAGUUCUACGGGCUGAUGACACAAGCUUCCUCUAUCAUCUUCGUCCGGACCCGUAGGACUGCGGAGGAGCUCGAAAGACGCAUGGUGACAGAGGGACACAAGGUUGCGCAGCUCAGCGGCGCUUUGGAAGGCCCCGAUCGUGACAGGAUUAUCGACCAGUUCAGGUCCGGUGAAGCGAAGGUGCUGAUUACGACGAACGUGCUCGCACGCGGGAUAGAUGUGCAAUCCGUGACCAUGGUCAUCAACUACGACGUUCCCACCAUGGCUAACGGCCGUGAUGCGGAUCCUGAGACAUACCUGCACCGUAUCGGUCGUACUGGACGAUUUGGACGUGUUGGUGUUGCCCUUACUUUCGUGCACGACCAGCAGAGCUGGCAGCAGCUGCACGACAUUGCAACUUACUUCAAGACCGACCUGGUGCCCAUCGAUACGAACGACUGGGACGCCGUGGAGGAACUCAUCCAGAAGGUCAUCAAGAGCUCCCGAGCUGGCAAGACGACCAAGGAGAUGAACGAUAUCAUCGCUGGCGACGCCUAG